This is a messenger RNA of Pipistrellus kuhlii (Kuhl's pipistrelle), 4603 nucleotides long. RefSeq names its product heterogeneous nuclear ribonucleoprotein A3 (gene HNRNPA3). Lineage: Eukaryota; Metazoa; Chordata; Mammalia; Chiroptera; Vespertilionidae. Gene Ontology annotation, molecular function: RNA binding. The transcript has 11 exons. Bases 86 to 1222 code for a protein of 378 amino acids. The record is from RefSeq and is a predicted model, not a curated record.
AAAUGCGUCACGUGACGCCUGGCCCCGCCUCUUCCUCUCGGUCCCAUAUUGAACUCGAGUUGGAAGAGGCGAGUCCGGUCUCAAAAUGGAGGUAAAACCGCCGCCCGGUCGCCCCCAGCCCGACUCCGGCCGUCGCCGCCGCCGCCGGGGGGAGGAGGGCCAUGAUCCUAAGGAACCAGAGCAGUUGAGAAAACUGUUUAUUGGUGGUCUGAGCUUUGAAACUACAGAUGACAGUUUAAGAGAACAUUUUGAGAAAUGGGGCACACUCACAGAUUGUGUGGUGAUGAGAGACCCCCAAACAAAACGUUCCCGGGGCUUUGGCUUUGUGACUUACUCUUGUGUUGAAGAGGUGGAUGCAGCAAUGUGUGCUCGACCACACAAGGUUGAUGGACGUGUAGUGGAACCAAAGAGAGCUGUUUCUAGAGAGGAUUCUGUAAAACCUGGUGCCCAUCUAACAGUGAAGAAAAUUUUUGUUGGUGGUAUUAAAGAAGAUACAGAAGAAUAUAAUUUGAGAGACUACUUUGAAAAGUAUGGCAAGAUUGAAACCAUAGAAGUUAUGGAGGACAGGCAGAGUGGGAAAAAAAGAGGAUUUGCUUUUGUAACUUUUGAUGAUCAUGAUACAGUUGAUAAAAUUGUUGUUCAGAAAUACCACACUAUUAAUGGGCAUAAUUGUGAAGUGAAAAAGGCCCUUUCCAAACAAGAAAUGCAGUCUGCUGGAUCACAAAGAGGCCGUGGAGGUGGAUCUGGCAAUUUCAUGGGUCGGGGAGGAAACUUUGGAGGUGGUGGAGGUAACUUUGGCCGUGGUGGAAACUUUGGUGGAAGAGGAGGCUACGGUGGUGGAGGUGGCAGCAGAGGUAGUUAUGGAGGAGGUGAUGGUGGAUAUAAUGGAUUUGGAGGUGAUGGUGGCAACUAUGGCGGUGGUCCUGGUUAUAGUAGUAGAGGAGGCUAUGGUGGUGGUGGUGGACCAGGAUAUGGAAACCAAGGUGGUGGAUAUGGUGGCGGUGGUGGAGGAUACGAUGGUUACAAUGAAGGGGGAAAUUUUGGUGGUAACUAUGGUGGAGGUGGAAACUAUAAUGAUUUUGGAAAUUACAGUGGACAACAGCAAUCAAAUUAUGGACCCAUGAAGGGGGGUAGUUUUGGUGGAAGAAGCUCGGGCAGCCCCUAUGGUGGUGGUUAUGGAUCUGGUGGUGGAAGUGGUGGAUAUGGUAGCAGAAGGUUCUAAAAACUCAGCAGAAAAGGGUUGAAUGAGAAUCCUUCUUGCCUAAAUGAGGAAUGUCUUUCCUACCAUCUUAAAUACGAAGGUUUCUGGCUGGGUAAGGUUUGUAGCUCACAGUAAAACCUGAUGACACCAUUUGUUUCCCUACAAAUUCAUAUUACACAUUUAAAACUACUAGGUACACUAGUAAAAUUGUUCAGCUGAAACUUAAUUUUGGAAUCACAUCCAAAACAUUUAUAACAGUUUUUAAAACUUUCCAGCAAAUAACCAUGAGUGUUCAUGUUGAGUGGCAUGUGGCCUCAUGUACAUAAUUCAUUGUUGGUGUCUUUAGGGUAAAGUCAGUUUUUGAUAAAGGGAGGUGACCUCAAGUUAUGCCGUUUUGUAUUGUAAUAAGCAUGACUUACUUAAACAGAAGCAUUGAGCCUGCCAGUCUUCGUUCUAGGAAAAACCUUGGGAUGAACUUUUUAAAUUGCCAGUUGACAGAAAUUAAAAAUGGUCUUCAUUCAUGUGGCCUCAUAUAUAAAUUACAUAUAAAAUCAGGAAAUUUAGAUGAAUUAUUUAGAUAAAUAAUUUGGUUCUUUUUAGGUUGGUUUUUUUGGGGGGAGGUGUGUGUGUGUAUGUGUUUGUGUCAUUUAACCUGUUAAUCAGAAGCAGUGGGCACCUAGUUAUUCUAAUGUUCCAUUUUAAAAAGAAAACUUCCCAUAGAAUAAUUAAACUAUUAAUUUCUGUGCAGAUCAGUUGCUGAUUACACAAGGGCUAUUGCUAGCUCAAGGGCUGGCUAAAUAUUGAAAUUUGACAAUUCACUUUAAAAACAACACCUGGGGGAUAGAUGCUUAAAAUGAAACUAGUUUCUAAAUUUUAAACAAAUUCUUACAUAAAUAGGAGUAACUUUACCAGAGUUUUUCUCACAAUAUGACUGGCACUCUAUCUAAACCAGAACUAAAUUUCUACACCACUUUAGAAUGAAGUGUUGAGCAAGGGAAUUAUUUUGAUGAAUUUUAUUUUACAGCAUGGUUUUAGUGAAGCCAAUUUCCUAAGAUAAACAUUCUUUUUUUUAAAGCUUUUCAGUCCAUCUAAUUUUUUAUAAAACAAAGUGAUUUAAUUUAAAUGUAGUUACACUGUCAUUACUGAAAAAUGUGAUGCUCUUAAAUUAUAGCACCAAUAAGCAAAGUUCAUAAGGGAAAUGGUCAAGGCAAACUUUGUCAAAGCAACUCAAGGUUACUGCUUUCCACAUCAUAUUUUUAAAACACAACCAAAAAAAUCCUACCUUUACACACAAACACACGUCCUAAUGAAUAAAAUUUGGUAAUAAAGACCAUUUGUUAAGGAACUAAACAAUUGAGAUACGCUUGGUUUUGAAGAGUUCCAAUCUAGAAGUCACAAUUUGAAACAUUUCUCGUUAAUGACAGUAUCUUGGAUUUCCAGUAAUUACGUCACAAAGUAUAGGGAAAAGCAUGCUAAUGUACAGGGGUAACAUAUUAGCCUAUGUGAGUAUUCAAAAUUUUAUAUUUCAAUGACUUGAUUUUUAAGACUUAAAAAGGUGGUUUGCAAUGGAUUCAAAUGUUUCAUUUGUAGGAUAAUGAAAUGUUUACAGAGAGCUAACUUUUUCAUUAAACUAUUUUUAGAAAUGUGUGUGUUGUUUUGUCACUUCAGUGUCCGUGAAACUUAAAUGCUAUAGGUGAAUAUGACAUACUUAAUAAGUAAUGAUUUGAAACUUGGGAAAGUGGGUUCUAUUCACUGGAAAACAUUGACCUGGGAAAUAGGCAUGGGAAAAUAUCUUAAACAGAAAGCUUACUGCCACUUACAGAUUUAAGCCUUGAAAAACAGUAUGUACAUACUUAGGUGAUAUGGGAGGGAUCAGUGAUUUAUUGGUGGAGGGGAAGAAUGUAGUUAAGGAUAAUUGAGCAAGUGAAAAACAGUUUGGGAGGAUGAAAAGGGGACUCCUUCCACACAGUAUUAGGUUUCCUAUAGUCAUUGGAUUGACUGGUUGAAAUUUUGUGCUGUGAUGGGUUGGGCAAAAGCUUUCAUGAGACCAAGUAGUUUUAAACGUCAAUGUUGCAACUCAAACCAAAUAAAGCCACCUGUUAGUUUGAACAGUUUUUGAGUUAGGAUUUUGAUAAGUGUGACAUAAAAAUAUAACAAGUUACGUGGAUUAGCAUUAGCUGUUAAAAUGGUAAGUGAAAUAAUUUGUGAAUUGAGUCUUACAUGGGACUGGUAGCUGUUAAUUGGGUUGCAACACAUUCUGUAUUCAACACUGGUUAUAUUCUAUGCAGUGGUUUUAUAUUCUGCAGCUGUAAGUACCUUAUUAAUUCCAGUUAAUACUUGAAUCCAAAACAACUCUUGCAUUUCCACCAAAAUGUUUUCUCAGAAUGAAAGUAUUAAUUGAAACUAGGCAAGAAGAAAAAUUGGAAUCCUACAUGUACUCAAUACAGACAAAUUAAAUUUUUGAUGAUCAGUGCUACUUUUGCAAAGAAUGGGAUCCUGUUAAUAUUAGGUUGACUUAGAAUUAAAAAGUACCAAGGAUAAAGAGAGUAAGGUAAUAGGUAAGAUAAAUCACAUUUGCCCAUCAUGUUUUUGGACAGGUAAUGGCAAAGAUGUAUUGAGAACUGCCUUCAUGUGAUAGAAGUAAAAUGGGCACAGUACUGAAAAUCAGCUAGGAAGAAGGAAUUUACCCAUAUUCAACUUGUAAACUUCAUUGAUAAGUAAUGGAUAAAUAACAUACAAGGGUGUUGACAGCUUUACAAAUACUUCAGAAGAGUCAAGUUGUUAAAUUUCACUAUGCCAUUUCAGUAAAAGGGUUUCAUAAUUGGGAUAGCUGAUUAUAAUCAGGAUAUAUGGAAAGUUGCAAGGUAAUUUUUAAAAAUUGUGUUGGCCCAUGCAUUCUAUCAAAGUAAUGUAGAAGGAACUGAUAAAUUUUCUGUUUGGAUUCCAUCUUCUAUUACACCUUUAUUUAAUAGGUACUGGGAGAAAUGUAAUGGGUAGGUUUGUGUCUACAGUAAAAAACUUAAAAACUUUAGUUUUGUGAGGUUGGGCAAGUUGUUUGGGACUUAAACUUUAUGCCAUGUGAUCUGUUGGUAGUUUGAUGAUGCUAGUUGACCCCCUUAGUAUGUUGAUUUCAUAUGUAUUAAAUAUGUAGAAUUAAACAUUACAUUGGAAAUAGCAAAACAUUUGAUUUAGUAAAUGUGCCUUAAACAGGAGGCUAGUGGUGGGUCUGAUGUCUAACUUUGAAUUGAUUUUAAGAUAUUUGGCAAAGUAAUCUGAUUGUUAAAGUUGUGAUUUUUUUUUAUAGUAGUUCUGUGUAUACCAUUUGUGGUUUGCUGUCUAUAAUGAAGGAAUGUUGAAUUUUACUAGUGUUACUGAAAAUAAAGUAACUUCUUCCAAUCAAAA